Messenger RNA from Emiliania huxleyi CCMP1516, 570 nucleotides. RefSeq lists its product as hypothetical. The transcript has a single exon. NCBI's taxonomy places the organism in Eukaryota, Haptophyta, Isochrysidales, Noelaerhabdaceae. Gene Ontology annotation, biological process: L-arabinose metabolic process. The record is from RefSeq and is a predicted model, not a curated record. Gene Ontology annotation, molecular function: alpha-L-arabinofuranosidase activity. The annotation marks the transcript as partial.
CCAUGGUGCAGGGCCACGCCUCCGUCUGGGUCAGUCAAAACUACUCUGCGCGCAAGUGGAAGAUCGUCAGUGACGAGACGGUCAAGAUUGAAGAGGGUGCAGGCUCCGCCUUCCGAGUCGUGCCUGGGCUAACGGGCGAAAAGGGCACCGUCUCUUUCGAGGACGCCGCGCGGCCCGGCCGCUACCUGCGCCAUGCGGGCUACGCCAUGCGCUGCCACAGCAGCAGCCAUGGCGGCCCCUUCGCCCUCGAUGCCACCUUCCGCCCCAGGCCAGCGCUGACGGGGGAGCCGGGCUUCGUCUCCUACGAGUCGGUCAACUUUCCGAGCCGCUACAUCUCCCACCGCGGCUUCCAUCUGCGCAUCGAGCACGCCGAGGACAGCACGCUCCACCGCAACGACGCUUCGUUCCGCAUCGAGACCUCUGCUCGCUAUUGAGAACAAAUAUGCAAGACGCGGCGCACGAUGCAUGAUGCAUCCGACCAAGCACCCUCUGUCCAGCGCUGGCAGCGCUCCCCCCCCCACAGUAUGAAUCGCGUUUCCCUUCUUAUGUUCCUUUGCAAUCGCCGUCUCA